Messenger RNA from Pyrgilauda ruficollis (rufous-necked snowfinch), 465 nucleotides. RefSeq names its product histone-lysine N-methyltransferase SETD1B-like. NCBI's taxonomy places the organism in Eukaryota, Metazoa, Chordata, Aves, Passeriformes, Passeridae. Gene Ontology annotation, cellular component: Set1C/COMPASS complex. Gene Ontology annotation, molecular function: histone H3K4 methyltransferase activity; protein binding. The record is from RefSeq and is a predicted model, not a curated record. The transcript is spliced from 2 exons. The coding region runs from base 11 to 310 and encodes 99 amino acids.
CAUUGCUGACAUGCGUGAGAAGCGAUACGAGGACGAGGGCAUUGGCAGCAGUUACAUGUUCAGAGUGGACCACGACACCAUCAUCGAUGCCACCAAAUGCGGGAACUUCGCCAGGUUCAUCAAUCACAGCUGCAAUCCAAAUUGUUAUGCUAAAGUGAUCACUGUGGAGUCUCAAAAGAAGAUCGUUAUCUACUCCAAGCAGCACAUCAAUGUGAACGAGGAAAUUACCUACGACUACAAGUUUCCCAUUGAGGAUGUAAAAAUCCCGUGUCUCUGUGGCUCUGAGAACUGCAGGGGAACCCUGAACUGAACUCAAGGUUUCUUGUCACACUUGCACCUUCAGCCAUGUCAAAACUGUGGUAACCAGGUGUGGUUGCACUUUGCCAAAAAAAGAGGAAAAAAAAAACCUACAGAAAAAAGGAAGAAAAAAAAUUUAAAAGCAAAAAAAUACUUACCAAAAAAAAA